UUUUGUAAGGAUUUGAUGAUUGUAAAUAUAGGAAGAUGGAGCUGUUUGCUGUGUUUGUGUUCCUACUCUAUGCCUCUCAGGAUUCUUUGACUGUAGAAGUGGAGGUUCAGGAGGCUGCAGCGUCUGUUGAGCUCCCCUGCCACUACAGCAAAGAAUUAGAAGAGAUUGUCACAGUGAAAUGGAGCCGUUUGGAUCUCGAUCCCAACACUGUCCAUCGACGGCGAGAAGGAGAUGAUCUGCAUGAACAAAAUCAGCUUUUCAGGGGACGAACAUCAAUUAGAUCUGAUGCUCUAGACUCUGGUGACUUCACCCUCACUUUGACAGAACCCCAACGCCCUGACAGUGGGAACUACACCUGCAGCAUCAUUGAUGAUGAAGGAGAAACAAUGCUGUCGGAUGUUCAGCUGUAUGUUAAAGAAAUUCCAACGUGGACCAUAGUUCUCCCGCCUAUCCUGGUUUUGCUGGCUCUGGGGAUUAGUGGGGGCCUUUUUUUAUAUUUUCGACAAUAUUUUAUGUCAGAAAUCUCAACUCAGACCAGAUUUAUUUUGCUUCUGGUUGUUUUGCUGACUGUUACUGCAGUUUCUGUGGGCCUUUUAUUUCAUUUCCGACAUUAUUUCAAGUCAGAAAUUCCAGCUUGGAGCCUUGUACUUCUGCUUCUGCUGUUUUUUCUUAUUAUUGAUGUGGGCUUGUUUUUGCACUUUCGACAGCAAUUUUUUCCAGGAAUUUUGAUUCACACCAGAAUUAUCUUGGUUCUGAAGGCUUUGUUGGUUCUGCUGGGUCCUGCUGUUUCAGUGGGCCUUUUGUUUAUUAUUUGGUCAGAAUUGUAUUCAAAUUGGUUUCUAGUUAUCCUGGUUAUCCUGGCUCUUCUAGCUGUUCUUACUUUUUCUGGGGAUGUUUUGUUUCAUAUCCAAGAAUAUUUGUCACCAGAAAUUUAUUUAAUUUGGUCCAUAAUCAUCAUUCUUCUUCUGAUUCUAACGUUUCCCAUGUUGGUCACUGGAGGCCGUUUUGUUCAUUUCCGAGAACAUUUCAUGUCAGACAUAAUUCCAAAAUGGGAGAAAAUUGCCUCAGUUGGCGGGAUUGUCCUGUUUCUGCUGAUUGUUUUAGGUUAUUAUAUAAACUUUGUUCAUAAUUUCCGAAAAUCAAUGUCAUCAGAAAGACCAACUUGGACCAUAGUCCUUCUGCUUCUCCUGGUUCUGCUUGUUCCUACCAUUUGUGCAGGGCUUUGUUUAAAUUUUCUACAACAGCUUAUAUCAGAAACUCCAUCUUGGGCCCGAAUUUUCCUGAUUGUGUUGAUUCUACUGGUUCUUACUCUUUAUGUGGGCCUUUUGUUUCAUUUUCGACAACAGUUCAUGUCAGUUUACAAGGUGGACGUGGAUUCAGGAGUUAAGUCUGUUCUGCUGCCCUUUAAAACCAAUCUCCGCCUGCUUGAAGAUUUCACAGUCACAUGGACAGACAGCACUGGCAGUAUCAUCCACAAGUAUCCAGGAAAAUCUAUUAACCCAUUAUUAAUCGAAGGAAGGCAGUAUCAAGACAGAACGGAGAUGAAGAACAACUUUAAAUAUGGAGACCUCAGUUUGAUCCUUAAGAACCCUACAAACAAAGACACGGGCACUUACACCUGCACCUACACCUGCACAAAGAAUACCAUCUGCCCCUUCUUCUGCAACUUUGCCUUCUUGAACAGGUGGUCAGGAGAAAUCCAGAUCAAGAAACAAGUGCUGCUUAAUGUCAGAGGUAAAGCUGACUCUCUGAUCAUGGCCAUAGACUUUGGUUCAGGAUACAGCGGCUACACCUUCAAUCUAAAACCCAGAGAGGAAGGAGGUGAGACUCAGUUAAAUAGAUGGGGUAAAGAACUUGGACUGGACUCCCCAAAGACUCCAACCUGCAUCCUGUUUGAUGAAUAUAAACAAUUCCUGGAGUUUGGUUAUGAAGCUAAAACAGCGUACAGCAACAUGACUGAACAAGACGCUGAGAAAUAUUAUUUCGUUGAAGACUUCAAGAUGACACAUCGUGGCAUAGAUCUCAGUAAGCAGACAAUUGAAGCAGCCAAUGGCAAGUCAAUGACACGCCUGGAGGUUUUCACAGAAGUUCUGAGAUUCCUGAAGGACGACGCUCUGAAAACCAUCAAACACCAUCCAGCAGGAGGAGAGAUCUCAGCCUCUGACUUCACCUGGGUGCUGACUUUGCCUGACAGCUUUGGUGAUAAUGAAAAAGAUUUUGUGAAAGAAGCUGCAAUUCUGGCAGGUCUUGUAGGAGAAGACACUAAAGACAAACUGGUGUUUGCUCUGGAAUCAGCAGCAGCUUUGGCCUGGUGUUUGAAGCCUCCACCUGAUGGCUUCAUCACACAGAACCACAGCAGAACCUCCCAGGAUCAACCUCCAGAACCAGCAGGCGCUGGUACCAGCUGUAACGAUCCAGCAGGAGCUCCAGAACCAGGAGAAACCAGAAUUCUGCUGGAGACCCAGAACCAAGAUCAGGUGGCAGUUCACUUUAAGAAGGAACCAGAAGGAACCAAAGUUCUGCUGGAGACCAGAAACCCAGACAGAAAACGGUACCUUGUUGUCGACUGUGGAGAUAAAAAUAUUAACAUCACUGUUCAUGAAGUCCUGGAAGGAGGAGCCUUGAAGAAGCUGGACAAUGACACUGGAUACGAUCUGGGAGGACAAACUGUGGACAGAACAUUUAAGGAGUUCCUCGGAGAAAUUUUCUCUGAUGGAGUCUGGAUAGAAUAUGAACAAAACUUCCCCAGAGAGGUUCAGAAAAUGAUGUUUGAAUUUUCUCGUCUCAAACAUUUAGAUAAAGAUGUUCAGAUCAGCUGCCCAGAUUCCCUGAGAGAACGAGCUCAGAGAGAGAAAGACAUUGAAACGUUCUUUGCUUCAGUGGAAGGAGCUUCCUGGGAGGAUGGAGUCAUCAAAAUCUCCAGAGACAAACUGAGGUCUUUCUUUGAUGACAUUCUGCAGAGAAUCACUGAGCGUCUCAGAUACGUAUUAAAUAAAAACUCCAACAUUGGGUUUAUUGUGUUAGUGGGGGGCCUUGCUGAGAGCCAGAUGCUCCGUCAGUUCAUCACUGAUCAGUUUGGACAUCAGUAUAAAGUCCUGUGUCCUCUUAGACCCCAGGAAGCGGUCCUGAAAGGAGCCGUAGAGUUGGGGAGAAACCCAGAGUUGGUCCAGUUUGACUGAAUUGUUUUUACUGAGAAUAAUUUUCUGUUUUUGUUGCUGUGAUUUAUUUCCAUGAACAGUUUUUAGGAAAGUAAAUGCUGUUAAAAUGUGUCAACAUGUAGUUUUAAUCCCUGAUUUUUGGUUCUACAGAAGAAACUAUUUAGCUUUAUGGAGGACAUCGCUGAUGGAAGAAUGAUGUACUGUGGUCUAUAAUUCAGAGCUGAUUCUGUGGUAAAUCAGUGGAUUCUAGUAAAAAAACCUGAUGAUGAGAAUAAGUAACUUUAUUAACAGAGAUGCUGGUCCAGUUAUUAAAAAUAUAAACCC
Fundulus heteroclitus (mummichog) is the source of this 3482-nucleotide messenger RNA. RefSeq lists its product as uncharacterized. The record is from RefSeq and is a predicted model, not a curated record. Gene Ontology annotation, molecular function: ATP binding; ATP-dependent protein folding chaperone. NCBI's taxonomy places the organism in Eukaryota, Metazoa, Chordata, Actinopteri, Cyprinodontiformes, Fundulidae. Bases 36 to 3179 code for a protein of 1047 amino acids. The transcript is spliced from 17 exons.